Messenger RNA from Physcomitrium patens, 3961 nucleotides. RefSeq names its product AP-2 complex subunit alpha-1. Gene Ontology annotation, biological process: intracellular protein transport; clathrin-dependent endocytosis. NCBI's taxonomy places the organism in Eukaryota, Viridiplantae, Streptophyta, Bryopsida, Funariales, Funariaceae. The record is from RefSeq and is a predicted model, not a curated record. Gene Ontology annotation, molecular function: clathrin-cargo adaptor activity. Gene Ontology annotation, cellular component: membrane coat; AP-2 adaptor complex.
CCGUGGACUUGCCAGAUUGCUCAAAGUUGCGCGUCGCGACGGGACUCGCAUGACGUUGAAUAGUAUUCAGAUUCAAUCGGUUGCGUCGCGAGCUACACAACCGUGUCAAACUUCGCAGCAAUUUGAGAAGUUAACGUCGCGGAUUCGCGAGUGUUGGCGAGUUGGAGCGAUGAAGAAGCCCGGGAGCGGUGGUAUGAUUUUGGAAUCCCGGAACGAAAUUGGAGGCUCGGAGGUUUAGCGGGGAUUGACGGAAGAGCUGGCAGGGGGCGAGAAGGGAGGUGAUCGGCGAUGGCGCUCUCGGGGAUGAGAGGACUCUCUGUGUUUAUCAGCGACGUGCGGAAUUGUCAGAAUAAGGAACAGGAGCGGGUGCGUGUUGACAAGGAGCUUGCUAACAUUCGGACGCGCUUCAAGAACGAGCGGGGCUUGUCUGUUUACGAGAAAAAGAAAUAUGUCUGGAAGAUACUGUACAUAUACAUGCUUGGGUACGAUGUUGAUUUCGGUCACAUGGAAACAAUGGCACUCAUUUCAGCUCCAAAAUAUGCAGAAAAGCAGGUUGGCUACAUUGUGACAUCUUGUCUCCUCAAUGAAAACCACAAUUUUUUGCAAUUGGUCAUCAACACUGUUCGUAACGACAUCGUUGGGCGAAAUGAGACCUUCCGAUGUCUCGCCUUAACAAUGGUGGGUAAUAUUGGUGGUAGGGAGUUUUCAGAAUCCCUGGCUCCAGAUGUACAGAAGUUGCUGAUGUCGAGCUCAUGUAGACCCAUUGUGCGCAAAAAAGCAGCUCUGUGCAUGCUUCGCCUCUAUCGCAAGAAUCCCGACGUAGUUAAUACCGAUGGCUGGCCGGAAUGCAUGGCGCAUUUGCUGAACGAACGAGACCUUGGGGUUUUGAUAGCUGUCAUGAGCUUGUUAGUGGCGUUAGUGGCCAACACUCCCGAGGCGUACUGGAAUUGUGUACCGAAGUGUGUGCAAAUUCUGGAACGAUUGACUAGGGGUCAAGAUGUUCCGCAAGAUUAUACAUAUUAUGGCAUCCCCUCUCCCUGGCUUCAGGUUAAAACAAUGCGAGUGUUGCAAUAUUUUCCUUCAAUUGAAGAUCCUAGCAUCAGGAAGUCUCUGCUUAAUGUUCUACAAACAAUCUUGUUGCGUACAGAUGUUGUGAAAAACAUUAAUAAAAACAAUGCAUCUCAUGCUGUUCUCUUUGAGGCACUUUCUUUGGUGAUGCACUUGGAUGCCGAAAAGGAUUUGAUGUCUCAGUGCAUAGUGUUACUGGGCAAAUUUGUCUGUGUCCGGGAGCCAAAUAUUCGUUACUUGGGUCUGGAAAACAUGACAAGAAUGUUACUAGUAGCAGAUGUGGUGGACACCAUCAGGAAGUAUCAAGCUCAAAUUAUUGCAUCGUUGAAAGACCCAGAUAAUAGCAUUCGGAGGCGCUCUCUGGACUUGCUAUACGCCAUGUGUGAUGUCAGCAAUGCCAAAAAUAUUGUGGAAGAGCUUUUACAGUAUUUGACAACUGCUGAUUUUGGGAUUCGGGAAGAGCUCGCUUUGAAAGCUGCCAUUCUGUCAGAGAAGUUUGCCCCAGAUUUGUCUUGGUAUGUGGAUGCUGUACUGCGGCUUAUUGACAAAGCUGGUGAUUUCGUUAGUGAUGAUAUAUGGUAUCGAGUGGUCCAGGUUGUGACCAACAAUGACGAUCUGCAGGCUUAUGCUGCUGAGAAGGCACGUAAUUACUUGGAUAAGCCUGCUGUGCAUGAAACUAUGGUGAAGGUUUCAGGAUAUUUAUUAGGAGAAUAUAGUCAUCUUCUAGCUCGGCGACCUGGUUGCAGCUCUAAGGAGAUUUUCCAUAUCAUAAAGGAAAAAAUUUCAGCAGUCACAACUGUUACCAAGGCCAUUCUUCUUUCAGCUUGUGUGAAGGUUUUGAUGCACUGUCAACCUCCUAACCAGGAACUGUUUGAGCAGGCCACUGCAACAUUUAGAAGAUAUGAAAAUUCAGUGGAUGCUGAGGUGCAACAGAGAGCGGUGGAGUUUCUUGCACUGAGUCGCAACGGACUAGCUAUGGUGGACAUCAUGGCGGAAAUGCCUAAGUUUCCUGAGCGCCAGUCAGCUUUAUUGAAGAAAGCAGUGGACACAGAUGGGGAUGCUCCUGAAGUUAGUGCAACCAAGUUGCGAUUGCAGCAGCAGAAUUCAAUGGCCUUGGUAGUGGCAGAUCGGCGGCCUCCCAAUGGUGACCUUCAUCUUCUUUCUGUAACAGAAGCGGGUGCUUCAAACCAAUACCCAAAACACGCAGCAGUUGCUGAGUCUCAGGCAUCAGAAGUACCACAUUCCUCACAAUCACAAGUACAUUCUAAUGGAGCAACCCAACAGCACGCUUCUGGGACACCUCACGGUGACUUGUUAGGUGACCUUAUUGGCACACUUGCUAUAGAUGCACCUCCUGCUGAACCAACUACAGGUCCAAGUGAUUCACAGGCACUGGAGGCUCCUCCCAAAUCACCUGCUAUAUCAGCUGCCUCUGCAGACUCCCUUGCGUUGGUCGUACUUGACGCAGCUCCCACACAGGUCCAACCUCUUAAAAGUGUUUCGGAAUGGUUCAGAGAGCUGUCCGUGAAAGACAGUGGUGUAUUAUAUGAAGAUCCUUAUGUACAGAUUGGUUUAAAGGCGGAGUGGCGUAACGCCCAAGGCAGAAUGGUUCUUUUCUUUGGUAAUAAAUUUACGGCACCAUUAAGGAAUGUCAGAGGUUCAGUAUUAUCACCACCUCAUAUAAGAACACGAUCAGCAGUUGUACCAGAGACUAUUCCUCCAAGAGCACAGGUUCAAGUUCCAGUUGAUGUGGCAUGUAUAGGUGCAAGCAGAGAAACCGCAGUUCUUGAUUUCAGCUAUAAUGUUGAGUAUACACCUGUGAAGGUGCAAUUAAAAUUGCCGACUUUGUUGAACAAAUUUUUGCAAAUUGCUCCCGUAUCGGCUAACGAGUUUGUAGCCUGGUGGAGGGCACUUGGGGGUCCACCAUCAAAAAUUCAAGAAGUGGUCCGUGGUGUAAGGCCUAUGCCUCUCACGGAUAUGGCAGACCUCUUCAUCCGUCUGCAUGUUGGUGUUUUACCUGGCCUCGAUCCGAACGUCAACAAUAUUGUUGCUGCAACAACUUUCUAUUCUGGAACUGCAGCCACUUUGUGCUUGGUACGAGUUGAAACAGAUCCCUUGGACAGAACACAGAUGAGAUUAACAGUUGCUUCAGAAGUGCCCAAUACAACAUAUGAGCUGAAGGAACUCAUGAAGGAGCAACUAGUGGACAUCCCGUCAUUAGCACAACCAUCACGAACUUCAGCAUCAUCACUUGCUGCAAUGGGUUUGACAGCACCUGCUGCUGCUCUGGCAGGUCUUAUUUAAGACUCAUGCUCCAGUUCGUAAAUUCGCUUGUUUUACACAAACUUGGGAUGCAGAGGAUUGAUCUUACAGCUUCCUGCAUUGCAUUGCCUAUGCAAUACUCGGUGCAACAGUUCACGACACGCCCCUCCUCAUUCAUUACACUAAUACACCAUUUUCUCGUCGAUCCUCUUCAUCGAUUUGUGAGGGAGACGGUUUGGAGGUGAUUUAACCUAAUGCAUCACGCAUAGGUUUGUACCACCUAGCAUUGCUUGAUGCAUAGGUUCUGAAGGUGCAUCAGCAGGGUUGUAAGUAGUCGAAGGAUAGCUGAUGUUUUUAUGAAUAUGGGAUCGGCAUCCAAGUGUUGCUGUCGCCGGCAAAACAACUUUGGUGUGGCACUUGUUAAAAGCAUGAUGGAGAUUGUUAGUGUGAAAUAUUAGAUAGAUGCAUCAUUUUUACACUGAAAUUUCUCACACCUGGUUUUAGCUUUUUAUAACAUUUCUUAGUGUUUUUUGUUUAAGUGUUACGUGAUGUAAAACAAUAUUUUAAAAUGGGUGCUUCAUUAUCGUUAAUGGUGGCAAUGUCACGCAUGACGAAGUUGCGUUAUAGUCUA